AUGGCUGCAAAAAUGGAGUCGGAGAGGUUAGGAUUCAUCAAGUUAAACCAAUCCAAAUUUAGAACCGACUCGUACAUUCACCUUCGUGAUGGUCUGCGUUCUGAUGGUGACCCACGCAAUCUCGGCAAACCGUGCAUUUUGCCUUCCUCUUAUACUGGUGGCCCUCGAUACAUGCAUGAAAGGACACAAGACGCAAUGACCUAUGUCCGUCAUUACAGGAGGCCUGAUUUGUUUGUCACGUUCACGUGCAAUCCAAAAUGGGUUGAAAUCACACGCGAACUUUUUUCAGGUCAGCAGUACUCACACCGCCCAGACCUAAUUGACCGCGUUUUCCGGUUACAGCUGCGUAAGCUUAUGGAUUUAAUCCUUAAAGGGCAAGUCUUCGGACGCGUUAAGUGUCAUAUGUAUACAGUGGAAUGGCAGAAACGCGGUUUGCCUCAUGCUCACAUCCUGCUGUGGCUCAACGAUAAGGUUGACGCAAACAAAAUAGACGAUUUUUUUCCUGCUGAAAUUCCGGAUCUAGCGCUCCACGAAAUCAUUAAAAACAAUAUGAUACACGGCCCCUGUGGCGCGAAUUACGAAAAAAGGUCAUGUUGA
Acanthosepion pharaonis is the source of this 597-nucleotide messenger RNA. NCBI's taxonomy places the organism in Eukaryota, Metazoa, Mollusca, Cephalopoda, Sepiida, Sepiidae. The record is from the annotation of a GenBank genome assembly.